AUGAAAUUAAUCUAUAUUAUCGUAUUCAGUUUUUAUUUAAAUAUUAUUGAUGGUUUACCACAAGUACGUGUACAUCCACAAUCUGCUGUAAUACCAUCAUCAUCUGAAGUACGAUUAUUAUGUGAAAGUAGUGAUACACCAUUUAUAUCUGUUGCUUAUUGGACUCAUGUUGGACAACGUAUUGAAUUAAAUCCAUCGAUAAUUGAAAUGCAUGAUAAUGAAUUACGAAUAUAUCAAUUUGGUGAUACUGCAUAUACACAACCGGGUGCUUAUGCUUGUGUUGUAUCAACUCGUUAUGGUUUACUUGAAAGUGAACCAGCUAUGUUAAGUUUACCAAGUCUUCAUUGA
Molecule: messenger RNA, 348 nt
Organism: Rotaria sordida
Lineage: Eukaryota; Metazoa; Rotifera; Eurotatoria; Philodinida; Philodinidae
Source: the annotation of a GenBank genome assembly